CCACUUUCCAUUUCAUUACAUUCAACGCACGUUCGCCUUUGGCAUCUGUUUUGGCUUCUAACUCAAAAUGAACAUAAACAAAACCAAAUCAAACAGUACACAAUGUUCUCAGAAGGAUGGUUAAGACCAGGCAUUGCGAUUGCAUCACGCAUCUAUAUAUAUUUUCAGAGUCAAUUUACCUGCUACAUACCUGAUUACAGUGAUAAGUAUGAGCGGGCGCCGGCUCUGAUCCACAACCAUAGCGUAAAAACUGUCAGUGUCACUGUGAACGCCGCCGCGAACGCACGCGCUGCGCCGCGUCAAAUUGUACCGCCACGUGUUUUUGUGAGUAAAUAAUCAGUGGUCACCAAUUAUAAACAAUUGCUGUGGUGGACUGUGUUAGUGAACAAGUGUCCUGGAUCUAGUGGCACGUUUGGAUUGCACCCAACAAGGAUUUACAUAUACGCUUCGUACAGUAUUCAGUAUAUCGGUGGACGUGAUUCUAUCAGUAUUAAUGAACAGAAUAGUGAUUUUACAAUAAGAUGUGUUUGAAAUGGAACAGUGAAAAACAAAAGUGAUUAUGUCAGUGAGGUGACGAGAACUCCGGCCGGUUGGCUGUGGUUGUGAAGCUGAAAACAUUCCCCUACUAAAAAUUUUAUCCAAGGGCCCGGUGGAUACAAGCAAGGAUAUCUGCAAAAUGACCAAGGGCCCUCGGAAAGUGAAGCUAGUCAUUGUAGUCAACAAUAAGAAAGACCCGCCUACGUUCAAGACAUUGACGCCGACAUCUCGCACACAAUUGAAACAACAGUUGAUGCGAGAACAUGCACAGGAGCAACUGCGCAGAGAAUCUUUACAAGCACAACAAGCAGGCCAGUCCAAGGACAAUGAGGAGAAGAAGAAGUCAAGUCCGGCGGAGGUGCCGCGGAUCACGCCUCACGUUGACCUACCGCCACAAGUAUUACAGGUGCGAACAGUUCUGGAGAACCCCACCAGGUAUCACGUGAUACAGAAGCAGAAGAGUCAAGUGCGUCAGUAUCUCAGUGAAUCAUUUCAACCCCAGACACAGGUGUCACCGCGAUGUGCACCCACACAAUCUGCGCCGGAGUUGGGCACGCGGCGCGCUUCCUCCCCGGAGCGGCCCUCCUCCUCGCUGCGCUCGCCCGGCAUACCCUCUGCUAGCAAUAAUUCAGAGGCUGAUGAGUUCCUAGAAGACAUCCUAUCAUUAGACAGUGGCGCGGGUCCACUCUCCUCAUCGGGACCUCCGUCGGCCGCCAGCUCAGUGGCUGGAGACUGCGCCCUCCUCACCGAAUCAGAUAUGCAUGCCCUCGCCAAGGAUAGACAGAAGAAAGACAAUCAUAAUAUGAUUGAAAGACGUCGCCGUUUCAACAUAAACGACCGGAUAAAGGAAUUAGGCACGUUACUGCCUAAAACCAAUGAUCCCUUUUACGAAGUUAUUAGGGACGUGCGGCCGAACAAAGGAACUAUUCUUAAGAGUAGCGUCGACUAUAUCAAGUGUUUGCGGGAUGAAGUAAAUAGGUUGAAACAGAGCGAGCAGCGACGGAAACAGAUUGAAAUACAUAAUAGGAAGCUAAUGUUAAGAAUACAGGAGUUGGAGCGGCUGGCCCGCGUGCACGGUCUGCCGGUGGAGGGCGGCAGCUCCCCGCUGGGGGACGCCGCGCCCGCCCCGCCCCCGCCGCACGACACCGACGCCGCGCCCGCCGCACUACCUGCGCACGCGCAGCCUACACCUUCUACGCCCACGCCGGCGCCCGAGCUUGUACUACCAAAAUCAGAGCCAGCCUCGCUGAUGGAGUUCGGAGAGCAACCACCAGACCUCCUCCGCGACAUGCCCUCCGCGGAGUGCCUGUCCGCCCUCGACGCGCUCGAUGGUCUAAAACUAGGUUCCUGUUCCCCCCUAAGUCGAGACGAAGGCCUAUCCCUGGGCUGUCUCGAGCCAGACUUGUGUCUGGAACCCGUGGCAGACCACCUCUUCAAUCAUAAAGACAUUAAGAUGCGACUGUCCCCCACCCCGAACUUGCUGAGUAACGAGGAUAGCGACGCGGUGCUCAACCUGGCACACAUAGAGGACCUCAUGGAUGAUGACUCACAUAACCCCGUCACGCAAGGUGAUCCGAUGCUGUGUUCGUCCCCGACGUCCCAGCUGUGCCUCAGCAACGUGGUGGCGGAGGCGGCCGACAGGAACAUCUCCUCCAUGCUGCACGAUGACUCCAACACCUUCCAUACUGCUGGUUCAUCGUCCCUCCUAUCAGAAGGCGCUCUAGGCCUGGGUGCAGGCCUGGCCUUAGGCGAAGGCCUACCAGCAUUAUUACUAGGCCACCACCACGCACCUCACUCCCCGCACUCACAUCCAAGGCAGCAUUGCUUCGACAUGGACCUCGGAGCAUAAAGGACACAGGUUAUACGUGGCGCCAUCUCUUAUCAAAAUCGGAAAACUUUGUUACAAGCAACUGAUAAAUUAUAUAAAAAUAUAUGUGAAUCUUGUCUGGUAUUGAAAAG
Spodoptera exigua (beet armyworm) is the source of this 2496-nucleotide messenger RNA. Lineage: Eukaryota; Metazoa; Arthropoda; Insecta; Lepidoptera; Noctuidae. The record is from the annotation of a GenBank genome assembly.